Messenger RNA from Oldenlandia corymbosa var. corymbosa, 2370 nucleotides. NCBI's taxonomy places the organism in Eukaryota, Viridiplantae, Streptophyta, Magnoliopsida, Gentianales, Rubiaceae. The record is from the annotation of a GenBank genome assembly.
UCUUCUUGUAAUAUAGAUUUAACAUCUCCAACCCUCAAAAAACAUAAAUUUAGACAGAAAAACAAAAACACAUAAAAAUAGUACAUAAAAUUAGAGCCUUUUUUUUUCUUUUUUAUUUGUGUAGUUAAAAAAAAUUCUCUGACACCUCCAUAUUCCCCUUCUAAGUAAAGAUCGAUUCAGUACAACGUUGAUGAAUUUCAUUCAAAUGGGUCGCUAAACCAAGAUGAAGGAAAACAAUGAGUGAAAUCAUCAAAGUGGGUUAAUGAUUGCAAAACACAAAAGUACAUCGAUCUGGAAACCUUAGAAGAAAUAAGAACAAUUGUAGAGUUAGGAAAUGGAGGUUCAGAGAAUUCAAGAACUGUUAUUAUUGUGCUCAAGGAGGCAAAGUAAUCGUGUUUCCCUUGUGGGUGGGAAUCACACCGCCGCCCGAUUUUGCACCCGCUAAUCUGCUUUGCCCUCUUUUGCGUUUCUUCCCUCUCCCUUUCUCCAAAAUUUCUGUUGUUAUAAUCUGAUUCAUUAGUUUUUCAAUUUUUUCCUCCCCAAGCAAUCUUGAUCUGAUUUUCUACUCAAAAUUGAUUUUUAGUUAAAUUAAUUUCCUUGUUUAUACAUUAUACGUACCCUUUGUUCUGUUUUUUUGGUUGUUCCUUACCAAAACAACUGAGAGAGAUCAUGAAUUCCAAAGCCAUGAAUUUGUUGUAUGGAAUUCAUGGCAAGAAUAAACACCACAAAUUGAGGAAGAAUUUGCACAACAACAUUGAUGAAUUCCAAUUUGUUAUCAUCAGGAUGCCUAGCACUUGGGUUCUGAAACUAACCACCCCUGCUCUGUUUCUGGCAUUAGUCAUUGUUUCACUUCCUUGGCUCAACACCACCAUCUCCGACGUCGUGAUGGCGGCCUCCGCCGCCGACAAGGUUUCCGGCGACCAUGUUUCCGAUUCCGGGUCCUCGUCCUCCUCCUCGGAUCCCAUCAACAGCGAGCUGUUUCCGGCUCUGUUUCACGAUUUGGCCAACGAAGGCCUUCUGAAGAUGGGCAACAGAGCUCUUGUUGUAACCAACGGCGGCGAAGAAGAAGCUGACACCAUAUUCAAGACCCGGGUCAUCACGGAUUUCAAAAUGGAUAUGAUUUCUUUCUCCUAUUCGGAAAACCAGGAGAAUCUGAUCUCGGACGAGACAUAUGAUUUCAUGUUCGUCGCUGAUUUCCUGUCUUCAUCGGAUCUAAUCGAACGGACUCUCAAGAAAGACGGCGUUGUCGCCUUCCAACUCAGCGAUAACCCGGCGGUCUCAUUUCAAAAACUAUCCAAUUACAAGAUCGUUUAUCUCAGAGGAUUCGAUUCCACCGUCGUUGCCCUGAAGAAAAUGACCAACCGCCGGCGAACUCCAAAUCCUUCUUCUUCCGGUGGCAAAUCCACCGCCAGGCGAUUAUUAGGGCUAACAACUGAAGUCAAGAAGAAAGCCCUGAACAAUCUAGAAGACGUAUUACUCGAACCACCAAGGGCGGCGUCCGGAAAAUCCAGCACCUACCGGAAAAGGACCCGGUACUUACCCGACUUGAUCGGGUUUUCUCUGGAGAGCUACCCGAGAAGGGUGUUCAUUGACGUUGGAUUGCCGGAUAAGAACGACGGAGAUUCGAGCUGGUUUUCGAAGAAUUACCCGACGAAGAACACGAAAUUCGAUAUGUACAAGAUUGAGACUGUGACGGAAGAACCAUCGGAAAAAGAGGUGGCGGAAAUCGGGAUGUCGGAUUGGCUAAGGAAGAAUGUGAAGGAGAAUGAAUAUGUGGUGAUGAAAGCUGAAGCUGAAGUUGUGGAGGAUUUGGUAAGGAGCAAAGCAAUAAACUUGGUGGAUGAAUUGUUCUUGGAGUGUAAGCACAGGGGUAUAAAGAAGGGAAUUCAAAGAAGUAGAAGGGCAUAUUGGGAAUGCUUGGCUUUGUAUGGAAGUUUGAGGGAUGAGGGCAUUGCAGUGCACCAAUGGUGGGGCUAAUCACUUGAAAUAUAUAUUUAUGUCCCAUUAAAAAAAAUUCAAAAAAAAACACAAAAAAGUAAUAAUUAAGGCAAUGAUAAUAAUAAUAAUAAGAGAUCAAAAGGAAAAAAAAAAAGUUAUUUUUAUUAUAUACAGAGAGACUGGGGAUCAAGGAUGAGCAUAGUGAUUUGUUUUUUUGAAAAAAAAUGAUGAAAAUCUCUGGUAUAUUUAUAGAUAUUAUUUGUACUAUCUUAAUUUGUUGUGCUCAUUUCUUCUUUUUGUAUUUAUUUUUUGUUUUGUUUUUGUGAGUUGCUUUCUAAUACACUGUAGAUUUUUGUUUAUUGUGAUUUUUGGGUUCAACAAGAAAUCAAGCAAUUUAGUUUAGUUUCGUUUUUCACUUUCAUAGUACAACUG